CGCCCGAGCGUUAGAAACAUGGAGAGAUUUUUCCUGCUCGCCCUCAGCUGCCUCGUCUCUAGAGUCACAGCGGAUAGCCUGCUGCCUCCUGUCAAUGUGACCAUCAGGGAGGUGAAGGCCAACUCUGCCAUCGUGUCAUGGGACAUCCCCGAGGGAGACCCCGUCAUUGGCUUUGCCAUCACGCAGCAGAAGAAAGAUGUGCGCAUGCUGCGAUUCAUCCAGGAAGUCAACACAACCACACGCUCCUGUGCAUUAUGGGACUUGGAAGAGGAGACGGACUACAUCGUGCACGUCCAGUCCAUCAGCAUGUCUGGGACGAGCCCUCUGAGUGAACCGCUACGCUUCCGAACCCCGAAAGAGGCCGAGACUCAGGCCUCUAAGAGUAAAGACGAAGUGACCAUGGAGGAAGUGGGCCAGAGCAGCCAGCUGAGGGCGGGAGAGCUCAUCAUCAUCGUGGUGGUGCUCAUCAUGUGGGCAGGUGUGAUCGCUCUCUUCUGCCGCCAGUACGACAUAAUCAAAGACAACGAGCCCAACAACAACAAGGACAAAGCCAAAAACUCCUCGGAGUGCAGCACUCCUGAACACCCGACAGGGGGGCUGUUGCGCAGUAAGGUAUAACCCACCACCCUCCUCCCCCCCUCAGCGGCACAGGCCAGUUCCCCAAGAACAACAACAACAACAACAGGAUACCAUCUGUCAACAUCAUUGAAGUGUGACUGCCAGAAUGUUUUCCUUACCCACAAUCCCCACAAAUGACUUCACACAAAUAAGCGAGCCUCUUUUUAAGCGCGUGUGCUUGUCAGGAUGACGCUGGGACCGCAGGCCUCUCUCCGUGAUGCCGUUCCUCCUUUAGCACGGCUCGUGAAGCUGCAGGACUGCAGAACGAUGCCGGUGUGAGAGCGAUGCCGGUCUGAGAGCGAUGCCGGGCUGAGAGUGAAGCUGGCAGUGGAGAGUUCUGCGAUCGGUGGCCGCGGUACCGCAGGGAAGCAGUUAUCAGUGGCACGUGGAGCGGAGACUGCAGACACAGCAACCCCAGGGACCCAAGCCAAUAAACACAGCCAGAGACCUUUUCACUCUCUCGCCUCUUGUUUCUCACCAUCAUUCAGUUCAUUCACUCACCAGAAAAACCUGAACACUUUUCUUUACGGACAUGUUAUAAUUGUCAUGUCGAGUUGAAACUCGUGCAGCAAUUUUUUUCAGCUAUUAUAGUGCAGUGAGUAUAUAAAUAUAUAUAUAUUUCUCUUUUUUUUCUCUCUUCGCCCCAAAUGUCAAGUUGAAGGUGGUGCCACCAGGUGUUGCCUCUUUUAUUUUUUAUUAUUUUUCCUGCCUCUGCUGUUCUGGCGAGCUUGUUUUCCCCCUCAGGGAAUCCAGACUCCACCUGGCUAACUGAAGAGCCAUUUCCAUUUCCAGGAUGUGCUGGUGCUGCUCCAGAGCAGCUUUGGAGAAAUUACUCCGCUGAAUCACCAAAAGUCAUUAACACAUACCGAGUAGCAUCCCUGAUCUGAACAAAUGCACACUGGUACAUCUUAGUAGAAGCCAGAGCUGGAAUCAUCUCCGUCACAUUGGCCUUUCCCUGCUCACCUUCUCACACGCUCGUCGUUGCUGAUUUCUUGAAAACAACAUUCCACACGCAGAAUGAAGGAUCCCUUUAGUAUCUCCGACUCCUGGUGACCUUUUCUUUUUUUUUCCCCCCGUUGAGGGUGAUGGAUUUCACAGCGUUCUGGACGAGAGCAGAGCUUCGAUAACGGGAGCGCUUUCAUCUAAUUAAUGAACUUUAAAUGGGGCUGCAUUAUAUGGACGCGUCCUUGGAGAAGAGAUUCCUCAAAUCAGCAAUAACAGCCAUCACUGGAAGCAAAGUCAGCCGGGACACGAACUCUGCAAUCCCCCGGACAAGAACUCACCCUCUCCGCAUGUGACAAACUGCACUUAACAAGACGGUGGAAUAAACCUUGGACAGUUUUCAGACGGUUCCCUGAAGUGUUCAAGCACUGCUGUAAAAACUUUGGUUUCUGUUGGUAAGCAUGAAAAGAAAAAGAAAAAGAAAAAAA
Molecule: messenger RNA, 2048 nt
Organism: Cololabis saira (Pacific saury)
Lineage: Eukaryota; Metazoa; Chordata; Actinopteri; Beloniformes; Belonidae
Gene: fndc5a
Product: fibronectin type III domain containing 5a
Exons: 6
Coding region: 19-618 (199 amino acids)
Molecular function (GO): protein binding
Source: RefSeq, a predicted model, not a curated record